AUGCCGUUGAAACACGUUGAAGUAGAGAAUUUCAAGAGCUAUCGUGGAAAACAGAUCAUUGGGCCAUUCAAUACAUUUACUUCAGUGAUUGGACCCAAUGGUAGCGGUAAAAGCAAUCUGAUGGACGCUAUAUCAUUUGUGCUUGGUGUGCGCAGCGUGCACUUACGUGCUUCAGAGCUCAAAGAUCUAAUUUACUCUGAAAAUGCAUUAAAUGACAAUCACGAAAUCAGCUAUCAUGAAGAUGUGCCCACCCGAGCCAGUGUCAUGGCCGUGAUCGAAGAUACCAAGCAUACGGAACACAGAUUUCAACGGAUUGUUAACGCAAAUGCUUCUACAGAAUACCGCUACAAUGGACGCAUAACGACCUACGCUUCGUACAAUGCUAAGCUGGAGCAACUCAAUAUUCUUGUAAAGACGCGUAAUUUCCUUGUGUUUCAAGGAGAUGUGGAAUCGGUGGCUGAGCAAUGCUCCAAAGAUUUGAGCGACUUGAUGGAUCAAAUUAGUGGCUCGCGCACAUUGAAGAAUGAGUAUGAUGAAGCGCGCAUAUCUUAUGAAGAAGCAGCUGAGCAGUUGACCGCACUAGUUUCAAAACGCAAACUACUCCAAAAUGAGCUGCGACAAGUUCGACAACACAAGGAAGCCUUUGACCGAUUUGGUGCGCUCAAAAAUGAAGUUCAUAACCACACGAUCCAGAAGAUUCUUUGGCGCUUGUAUCAUAUCAAUGAGAUUAUCGAGAUUCAUACAGACUGGAUUGAAGCACACGCUUCUCGCGGAGAACAGGCCCAAAAACGACUUCAUGAAAAAGAACAGAUGUUGUCAGAAGCGCGCAGUAUGUUGGGCAGUGUACAGCAAAAGAAACUUGAUCUGGAAAAUGAGAGGAAGCAAGCGAAUAGGUCUUUGGAUGGUAUCCGUCCCGAAAAAGACAGGCUCAUUGAGCGGAUUGAGCAUGUAAAUCGGAAGCUUCAACAAGCGCAGUUUUUGUAUAAGCAAGCAGAAAAGGAUCAUGAUACAUUAAAGGAGUCCCUGAAACGAUUGGAAUCAGAUGCUGAGCUUGUGCAAACAUGUUCAGAUAAAAUGAAAGCGGAACAAGAAGCAGCAUUAGCGGCGACAUCUAUCAAGUUGAAUGAAACUGAUCUUCAGAAUUAUCAUGACCUUAAGCUAAAGUCGCAAAGCACUGUUGUGCAAGAGCGUUCACAAAUGGAACAGUUGCAGCGGAAAAUUCGUGAGAAGCAGACGUCGUUAGAUGUACAUCAAGAUCGUAUUCAAGAUAUGGAAUCUAAGUUAGAGAGACUUGAGCAACUACUGGCAUCGUUAUCGGAAACGCAGGCGGAGCUGGCGACACGUGAACCAGAAAGCGCGGAAAAGCUGGGUAGGGCUAAAUCGAUUCUAUCAACCUUGCAGAGUAAGAAAGAGUCGAUUUCGUCAAGAGAAAAGCAGCUCAACGAGGCUUUGGUCGGUUGUUAUAACCGAUUAUUGCGAAUGGGCCAAGAUCAACGAGUACAUGAACGUGAAGCGCGUCUCAGGGAAUCACUGCGUUCUUUGCGAACCAUUUUUCCAGGUGUACAUGGACGCCUUCUUGACCUUUGUAAGCCCACGCAACGCAAGUAUGAAUUGGCUAUUGCCACAGCACUGGGUCGGAAUGCAGAAGCGGUCGUGGUGAAUCAUGAAAAAACGGCAGUGGAAUGUAUCGAGUAUUUACGAAAUCAGCGUGCUGGUCAAGCCACCUUUAUUCCAUUAGAUACGAUCCAAACCAAGCCGAUCAAUGAUAGACUACGAAGUCUAUCUCCUCAAGCACGCUUGGCGAUCGAUGUGAUUCAAUACGCGCCAGUCAUUGAACGUGCUGUUUCAUAUGCGUGUGGAAACGCCAUGGUUUGUGAUACAUUAGAUGUGGCACGGAAUAUAUGUUAUGAGCGUGCACAACGAGUAAAAGCUGUGACAUUGGAUGGUACGAUUAUUCAUAAGACAGGUAUGAUUACCGGCGGUCCAUCCAUGCAAGAAACUGUAAAAAAAUGGGAUGACCAGGAACUGCAAGGCGUACAGCGUGAGCGUGAUCGAUGCAUGUCAGAACUGAAAGAGCUUCAGCAACAAAAAUACGUGCUAGAAGAAGAAGAUGAGCUUGUGGCAAGCGUUACGCGAGCGCAAGCUUCCCUUCAGUCUAUACGGGCAGAACAAGCAGACGUAAUGCGACAAACGCAAGAUGCCCAGUCUGAAUGUGCCGCGAUAAUUUCGCAAAAGAAGAAAACUCAAGACAUGAUUGACAAAUUAAACGAAGAUAUGUCACAACUGAGGUCACAAAUGUCUGACAUCGAGCAUACUAUUCAUGCUGCUGAUGACGAUAUCUUUACAGAAUUUUGCGAGCGCAUCGGUGUGGCUAACGUUCGCGAAUACGAAGCAAACCAACUACAUAUCUCACAGGCGCUGAACGUGGCAACACAGCAAUAUCAACGCCAGCUUGCACGGAUCGCGCAUCAACGUACUUUUGCCGAGCAGCAAUUGAAGAACACGGCUGAUCGUCUCGCAUUCAUACAAGCUUCUAUGGAGAAAGAAAGGCAGCGGAUACCUCGCCUCGAAGAAGAGCUGCAAAAUUGUGAAAACUCCAUUCAAAAGUAUCGUGAAAUCAAGGCUCGUAUUCAGGCAUCCUUCGAGGCUAUGCAAGAGGAGCACGAUGAAAAAACAGAGACAGUGAAUGAGAGACGCAAAGCACUGUUUCAUGUCAUGCGCGACGUUGAGGCACACCGCAAAGAAGUGGCUGAAAGGAACGAUGAAAUUGCUCAAUUGGAUACAGAAAGAGCAAAUCUGUUUCGCCGAUGUCGAAUGGAGGCGUUGGACCUGCCGUUGGAAUCGGGCGACUUAGCCAAUGUCCCACUAGAAGAGGAUGUAUCAAUGCCAGUCUCUGAAGCAGACAAUGCAGUACAAACAUGCCGGCAAUAUGACAUAACAGUUGACUUUUCGCGUUUAAGUGAUGCGGAGCGUACGGAUCGAGGCUCAGGAAAGGAAUAUGAACUGCAGAGUCGAAUUGAUCUGGCUCGUGAGGAAAUGGAAAAGUUAACGCCUAGUACCAGUACAGCAGAACGUCUAGAUAAGCUUGAAAAGGAGCUGAAAAUGUGUGAACAUGAAAUCGACAGUGGUCGCGAACAAGUUCGAGAGUCGAGAGAUGAGUUUCAGCUCAUUAAGAAGCAACGUUCAGACUUAUUCAUGAAAGCAUACCAUCAUAUCGCGGAUCGUAUUGAUGGUGUCUACAAAGAUCUUACCAAAACCAAGAUGGCUCCUAUGGGCGGAGUAGCUUACCUCACGUUAGAGGAUACGGACGAGCCUUUCCGAGCAGGUAUUCGAUAUCAUGCCAUGCCUCCGAUGAAACGUUUCCGCGAUAUGGAUCAGUUAUCAGGCGGUGAAAAAACCAUGGCAGCAUUGGCGCUACUCUUUGCUAUUCAUACAUAUCAACCAGCACCAUUUUUUGUAUUGGAUGAAGUGGAUGCUGCUCUCGACGCGCAGAAUGUUGCAAAUGUUAGCCACUACAUUCGUGAACAUGCAAGCGAUCGUUUUCAAUUUAUUGUAAUUUCCCUCAAGGCGUCUCUUUAUGAGCGAAGUCAGGGUCUAGUGGGCGUAUACCGAGAUCAAGAAGCGCAUUCCAGCGCAAGUGUUACGUUGGAUUUAGAGCAGUAUGCUUGA
Molecule: messenger RNA, 3669 nt
Organism: Malassezia restricta
Lineage: Eukaryota; Fungi; Basidiomycota; Malasseziomycetes; Malasseziales; Malasseziaceae
Product: structural maintenance of chromosomes protein
Exons: 2
Coding region: 1-3669 (1222 amino acids)
Biological process (GO): sister chromatid cohesion
Cellular component (GO): chromosome; cohesin complex; nucleus
Molecular function (GO): DNA binding; protein binding; ATP hydrolysis activity
Source: RefSeq, a predicted model, not a curated record